Messenger RNA from Alosa alosa (allis shad), 1421 nucleotides. RefSeq names its product homeobox protein goosecoid-2. The transcript has 3 exons. Bases 346 to 1029 code for a protein of 227 amino acids. NCBI's taxonomy places the organism in Eukaryota, Metazoa, Chordata, Actinopteri, Clupeiformes, Clupeidae. Gene Ontology annotation, cellular component: nucleus. Gene Ontology annotation, biological process: regulation of transcription by RNA polymerase II. Gene Ontology annotation, molecular function: RNA polymerase II cis-regulatory region sequence-specific DNA binding; DNA-binding transcription factor activity, RNA polymerase II-specific. The record is from RefSeq and is a predicted model, not a curated record.
AAUAAGGAUUUUAGAAGCUUGGUCCCCGUCAUUUAAUACAGAGAAAUCUGAUCUCUUUUUGGUGCAGGCGAGAUUAGCCGAAUCUUUCAUUCACCAGUCGCCUUACAAACUGGCCAGAUUAACCAGGAUUUUAGCCUCCACCACUUUAUUUUUUUCCCUCCCUGUUGUAGCCCAGGGGGAUUACAGUUUGACUUUUUCUCUUUCAGAAAGUAAAAGCAGUGGCUUGGACCAGACACCAGGUAGAGAGGGUGAAGGACUGGCACACGUAAAAACACUUGAAUCUCAACUCUUGACAGUAAAUAGUUCCAUCCAGCAGUUGCAAGAAAGAGAGGUUGCUGCUGGAUCAUGGACGUGGCUGUCCACUCAGGCAGGAGGAAGCUGACGUUUACCAUCGACAGCAUUCUGAGCGGAGGAGGGCUCGAGAGAGGGGAGAGGACCGACAUUUCCACUACAACAGCAGUCUCUCAUCUUUCAGAGGCAAACAAAGGGGACGUAGGAGCAAGGGCCGCCUCAGCAUUGACCCAUGCGGACGCUCUUCAACCCACGUGCAUCUGCUGCUUGUGCUGUUGCCAGUGUGGGGAGAUGCUGCACACAGACUGCGUCCCAGCAACACGUGAGAGCCAAACUUUUUCUCAACAACAACAUUUUUUUUUUUCGUCCGCAUCUUUAAUAUUUAAGCAGAGGCUGUGGCUUUACACAAAAACUUGCCCGUUCUCCUGGGUCAAACAGUGGUAUGCUGAGGCGCAUGUGGUGGAAGAGGGUUCUGAGGCGCUGCAUUUCGGGCAGGUUCAGAGACGCAUGCGGAGGCACCGCACCAUCUUUACCGAGGAGCAGCUCGAUGCCCUUGAGGAACUGUUUCUGCAAAACCAGUACCCUGACAUUAACACACGUGAACAACUGGCUCAACGCACUCACCUGCGUGAAGAAAGGGUGGAGGUAUGGUUUAAGAACCGAAGAGCGAAGUGGAGAAGGCAGAGAAGACACUCAUUUGGCCUGCAAGACCCAGCACACUGGAGAUCUGACCUCUAGCCUGCAAAAAAAACAUUAAAAUGGCAUUCAUGUUUGCAUUUCCUGAUUAAUUGGUCUUGUUUUACUCUGACUCUGACACAGUGAAGGAAAAGAAAAAAGAAAUAGCCUGGUUGUUGUUGUUUUGUUCACCUGAAUGAAUGAAAUAGCCUGGUUGUUGUUGUUUUGUUCACCUUUCUUUGUAGUAGGCCUAGCCUGUUCCUCAUUGUAUGAAACAUUAUGGUGAAGUGAACAUAUGUCAAUAUCAAGCCAAGCAUUACUCCAAGUGUGAUAGUAGGGUCCAUCCCGUAGGCCUAGUGUUUACCUAUUUACAGCUGCAUCUGAGGCCUAAUGCUCCAGCAUUAUGUCUAUACCCAUCAACAUAUUGUGUGGUAAAUGUACAGUUCAAUUAAAUA